UUAAUUUCUGCUGACUGCAUCUUUAUAAUAAUCUCAUUUAAACAGCUUUUUAAAGCAUACUAAAAAUAACUUGGUAUCUCUCUCUCUCUCUCUCUCCAAGAAGUUAAAUGCAAAGCUUCCCUUUUCUAAGGCAGGAACUCCAACCAAAAUGUCUGUAGUAGCAAGAAAACCUUCUAAAUACUGGUUUUUUCCACUUACCAUUUAUAAAGCCAUGAACAUUUCUUCUUUUGUAUUUUUCUAUUUACACAGGUAUAAAAGGAUAUGAGUACUCAAUGCCAAUGUUCAGAUCCCUGAAUUUAAAGCACAGCUUCUAUUCCUCGAUCAUCCAUUUUACGUACAAAACAUCUUGAGAGAAGUUACUUCAUUUUUCAGUUCCUAAUAGGUGUUUUAAGUCUCUGAGGACUCAACUACAAAAAAAGCACCUUCUGCAGUUACUGCUCUCUGCAACUAAUUAAUAAGGAUCUCUCUUUUUCAAAUCCCUUAGCUGUACACAAGAUCAAAGCAAAUCUAAGCCUGAGAUGCAACCUCACGGAAAUUCUUCUGGAGUUGUAUAAAUACGACCAGGUGCUUUACCGUAUUAAUGACUAUUUCUUCAAAGUGAACACAACUGUACAGACUGAUGUUGUGUAGGGAUUUAGGAGCUGUUUGCUGAACCUGCAGAUCAAAGAGGAGUUAGCCAACGUAACAUCCUCCAUUUCUGUAAGUGUACUGUUCUCCUAACAUCCUGAAAUUUAAUUUUAAAAGGGAAUCUUGUUAACCAUUCUCGCAGAAAGUUCUGUUGUGUUUCCUUUUCUUUUAUACAGUUUUCAUUCUAAUAUAUGCAUGAAAGACAGAACACUUAGACUUUCAACUCCACACGCACCAGCUGUAACAGAAAAUUUUCCUUCACCAGUAUCCAGGAAGAACACUGACCUUCCCUUCAGUGCAGCUCCUACUCCAAUUAACCAUGCAAGUCAAUACCAGAUGCUGUAAUACAUGGCACUGCACAAAGAAACCACUAGGAUUCAAGUCAUGAAACUUUAUCAAGCUCUUGGAGGAUUUUGGUCUCAUAAAAGAGCUUACAAAUCACCUAUCAGAAGAGGUCAGGAUAGAAGAUACACAUUCUUAUUUAUGUUGUAAAUCUCUAUAUAUCCAACAUGUUUUGAACCGUGGUCUUAGAAAUGUAAAAAUUAGAUUCUAGACUGAUAUAUAGCAAACGCAAAUUUGGCAACAGGUUCUUGACCAUCUUUUGUGGAUGCCCUAGAUGUACUUCACAAGCCCUCAUGGGUCAAAAAUCGUUGCACUGUGAAAGAAAUACAUGAAAGUACAGGCUCAGAGGAGACCAUCUAAGUCAGAACAAGAGAGAACUAGAAAUUCAAAACCAACUUUUUGAAUCAGGCAACUCCUGACCUAAGUGAGAAACUUCCCAUAUGUUAUCAAAACACACAUAAAAACAUCACAUUAAUUUUACCAUGCUUCAACAACCACAAAGUUAUAACCAGCAAUUUAUUUCUCAAUGUGAAAAUCCAAGCAGCUGCCAGUACUGAAAUUUAAAGAUUUAGUUAUAUUUCUUGCAGGCCUGAACUUCUGCCUCCAUCUGUGUGAUGAAACUAUACAGCAAGACCGCCUGACCUACAGAAGGUGGGUUUUGGGGGUAUUUUUUUUUUCUCACUUUGAGGGUCCUGGUGAGCAAGAGGCUGACCACAAGCCAGGUAUGUCCUCAUGGCAAAGGCAGCCAACAGCCAGCAAAGCUGCGUUAAGCAGAGCACUGCCAGCAGGGCAAGGGAGGCGAUCUGUCACCUCUACUCAGCAUGGGUGAGACACACCUGAAAUACUGGGUCCAGCGGCAGGCUCCUCAGUACAAAAGGGACAACAGGAGAGGCCAGCGGUGGGCCUCGAAGAUGAUUAAGGGAUUGGAGCAUCUCUCCUGUGAGGAAAGGCUGAGAGAGCUGGGACUAUACAGCCUGGAGAAGGCUCAGGGGGAUCACAUACAUCCACAUGCCUAAGUGACUGAUGUGGGCAGUACAGGCAAUGGAGCCAACUUUGCUGCGCGGUGCCCAGUGACCAGACAAGGGACAACGGGCACAAACAGGAAAUCCUCAGAAAAAACUUCACUAUUGUGAGGGUGGUCAAACAGAGAGACUGUGGAGUGUCUGUCCUCGAAGAUAUUCAAGAUCCAACCAGACACAUCCCUGAGCAACCUGCUGCAGGUCACCCUGCCCUGGAGAGUCCCCUGACCUCAGCCACCCGUCAGUCCAGGAAGUUCUGUUCUAAGGACUGUGGCCUUGUGCUGAUUUUGUGGAGGAGGGCCAUUUCCAAAUGAAACACUUUUCUGGGAACACAAACUAAAAUAGACACUUGGUUAAUUAUUAGACUCCUAAUACACGAUGCAGUCCUGCUACUACAUCAGAGCCGGCUAAAAGACUGAACCCUCAACACACCCCACCACACGGACAGCAUAAAGCUGCACCCCUCUAGUACAACAUGUGCAUUUCCAUAGCUCUCCACAGGCACAAGAGGUUUCUGGGGCAUCAACAGGGGAUAGAACUGGUAAAACCUUAGGAAAAUUUGUACCGAUGAAUGUCCCCAUCCACUAAGCACUUAAACAAUUGUCCCUAAAAAGGGAGAUUUAAUCUUUUGCUUUCCAGUCAGGUAGGUCUCCACAAUAAAUAUGCCCACGCUAUCUAUUUAACUAUAGCACAAGAAGAAUUUUACAGAAUUUUACUUCAGUAGGUUAAAGUGUUUUACUGCUAUAAGGUUAAGGGGAAGGAAAUCUUCCUCACAGAGAAGAAAUUUGUCAUAGAAAAGCAAGCCCUAAAAACUUGAUUUCAGCAUUUAAAAACUCACUAAUACAUAACAAUAAGAAGCCAGCCAAUCUAAAAAUACAUCUUUCUUUAAUGUAACCCUCAUGGGGAAAGUACCUAAAAUGGUCCACCUGUAAAUGCUGGAUUAGCGGAGCGUUAUGAACCGUGACAAGGGAUUUAGAAAACACCAUCACACACCACCACUGCUUCCCCCCCAUGACGCACAAAAGCAUAAAAUGCUUAGGGAAGGAGCCACUAACAAAGGGGGGUGUGGGUGGAGAGGGAGGGAAGGAAAGGAGGAGUUCAUUAUUUUAUAAGCUAUGCUUGCUCCCUCCCCUACUUAAAAUAAAUAAAUAAAUAAAUAAAAGAGUUGCUAGUUGCUGAUGUCAUCAAAGUGCUAACAUUAAUCACUCACAGCAUCACUGGUACAGGCACAAGAGCAUAUAACAGAGAUGUUCAGGCAGUACACUGUCCAAGGAGAGGCAAGCAAGAGAGGGGGGAAAAGACAUUUUUCUCCUGUAUGUUCUUUGAAAAGCAAGGCAACAGCAUCUUUAGACAAGAUGUGCUCUUGCAUGAAUUUAAGUGGAAGAGACAAAGAAACCAUGCUACCAGCAGCACCGCAGAAAAAAAACUGAAAGCACGAAGCAAUGAGCAUUCAGUCCAGGGAAUCCGAGGGGAAGAAAAAGCUAACUGGCAAGCAGAGAUCAGGCAGGAAAUAACUCAUGUGAAAAGGGAUACAGAGAACUUAGUGUUUAUAUCAUUUCCACAGCAGCAACACCGUAUGAAAAUUCUAUUCUGAAAUUUCCAUCAGGAAGUGACGAGCACUACGAUUAAGAUCCUCACGACAUCCCCAGUGCUGCAGCUUCUCAAGUCACCUCCCUGGGAAAUAAACAUCUUCCCUUUCCACAGCAAGGUCAGCACCAGGCAAGAAAAAAGCCCACCCCAGCAACAUCCCAAUGGGAAUAACCGUCCAAAACAUCACAGGAAACACAGCGAUGGUGAUUUGGCCAAAAAUGGCCGGUUGUGUCGACAGCUUUUAUAGCAUCAUGUACCACCCUAACUGGAACAGCAUGCUAUCCAGUUACUCAAGAAAGAGCUUUCAGAAGGAAGAGAGGGUGCCCACCAGUCUCUCCUCCUAUGUUGUUGAAAACCUAACUCCACUAACAACAUACAUUGUGUGUGUGACCUGCCAGUCCGCAAACCCCUCCAGUGACCAAUGCAGAGUUUUUAACACGCUGGAACAAGACCCGGCAUCUGCGAGCAACACCAAGAAAGAGCUGGCACUGGGCAUCUGGCUCACCAGCAGCAUCCUGCUCCUCAUCAUCGCUGCAAUCCUCCUCUAUGGCUGCCUGCACCUCCUGUGCCGCAGGAGACAGGAGUGCUUGCAAGGGCGAAACAGGACCUCCAAACAAGACCACAGGAAGGUGUGGACCAGAAGUGCAGCAUAUGACCCAGAGGAGCUCAGCCGGCAGAGCCAACUGAUGCAGGACAUUGAGGAAAAGCAUCCAGGUGGCAUCCAGCUGGCCACAAUCAUAGGGAAUCCCUCAGCGUGCAAGGAGCCCAUCACAGCAGCUUCCAAAAGCUGGGAACAAGUGCCAGCGACAGGACAGUGCUCUGCUACAAAUUAAGAGACCUUUUGUCAGGGAGAUUUUAACUACAUACAACAUUCCAACUGCUUCAAAUGCAUCACGUGCACAGCUGGCACUCACAACGGGGAGCUCCAACCGCUCACUGCACUCCUGGCUGCCCCUCUGGUGUCACGUCCCUUUCCAACAGCCUAUACGCAGCCAGAGGUACUCGGAGGCAAAGGUUCAGAUUCCCAAGAAAUGAGCACUCCAUUACUCAAAAAUGAAGCAUGGAGCAGACAACUGGUUUACAUGUCAAGGUGAUUUUUUGGUUGCUUUUCUUUAGCCUGAAACAGCAAACAAAUAUAAAAAAGAAUCACAAGUGACCAAGAAACUUUUUUUUUUUUUUUUAACUAGCAUAAAUAAAACUGAGUAGAAGUUUUCAGACCACAACCCAGGCUGCUGUGCCACAGGCAAGUGGAACAUACACCCCGAGUGCAGUGGUUUGCCAGCGUGACUUUUACCCCCACAAUCCCAACUGCUUCUCAGACUACACACGGCAAACUACCACACUCAGACCACACACUUUGCCGACCACGGUGCUCUCCCAUAGCUCCCAUCUGAAUGAGGUCAGUCUCAGCAUGUAAGCUAAACUCACCAGGAUUUUAAGAGUAUCUUCCUCUAUCUUUGAAAUUUUGCCUGUCUAAAACAUAAGCAAGAUAGUGACUCUGUAAGGACACUUCCAACGAAACUAAGUAAAUACCCUCGGCUACCGUAUUUCGCACACUUCUGCGCCCACCACCAGCCACCUUCUGCGCCACUCCCUGAAGAAGAAAUGGAGUUCAGAGCAACAACUCCUGGCUCUUCCUUUUCUCUUUCCAUUUCAAUUCUAAUGAUAAAACACAUUCACCAGCUGCAAAUUUCUAUACAGCCACAUAGUACAUUUUGUGUAAUGAAGGGGCAAGGAAGUAAAACAUGCCAAAACAUGUUUUAUUUUUGUAACAAGAAAAUCUGCCGAUCAUCACGCUCUGCCUCGAGCUUCAUGGGGCAAAGUGCCAAGAAGGACCCACUGGACAGAAAUCUGUUCACCCUCACAACAUGGCAAGUCUUGCCUGGCUUACGUGUAGAAGUCACCCUGUUUUAAAUCUCUUAAGUGCAUUUGCAUUCCAUAAAAACAUAUUAAAUCUUAGUAUUGCUGUAUAGUAAGGUAUGUCUAAAAAACAAAAAUACACUGUGACUGCAGGCAUUUUAAACUGGCAUUGAUAUGAACAUAUGUGUAAAGUCAGCUCUUGUUGACACUGCCUGGUUGUACCAGUAAAGGCUGGAGAACUGCUAGCUGGGCAGCUGCCAUCCCUUCCCACCGUGCCCUGGAAGCCAAGGGGUUGUAAAAUUUUGGCGAGAGAAUGCCUGCUGAACAUUUCACAGCAGGCAGCGAGUCUUUUCAGCUACUGUAUUUUGACAACAUUUCCCACAACUUGUGAAAGAUACCGACUCUCGUGCUGCUAGGAAGACACCAGCUGGCUAAGGUCGAUGCAUCUUCUUUACUUCUUUUCUACUAGGAUAGGUAGGAUAGACAGGAACGCGCACUGAAUGGAGGCGAGUAUUACUUUUAGAAAACACUUCAAAAGGUGUCUUUAUUGUGGUGUUAGCAAUAAUGUGUUCUCCACCUCCUACAUAGCAUUUCUUCCAGCUGACAUGUUUUUCUUUGUCUUACACAUCAGUCUUAAAUAAACUGUGAUGAUGACAAGUUUACUGCUGUUUUAAAUGAAGGCAUUUCAUGAAACAGACACAGAAAAACUAUCUUCAGAGCAUGAAGCCAACACUACAGGUGCAUUACCAAAAAGAGGCAGCUGGGUAGCAGGGACAGAAAAAAAUGCUUUAAAAUGAUCUUGUAAUCAAAUUAACAGUAACACUUCUCUCACUAGGAUUUCAUCAAAGAGAAAAAAAAUAUUUUAAAGGGAUGGAGCCAAAAGACAUAUAUUCUCAUCUCUGCCUGUGUCUGGGGCCCUUGAAAACCUUUUUAUUUCUCGGCAUCUCUGUUUCUUUAUUUGGGUUUUAAGGGAGUCCAACACAUGUUUUUAUAUGUUAUACACACAUGUAUAUACUAUACCAAGAACAAGGAGCAGUUCAGUCUUGAAGCAGUGUUGAGGCAAUUCACCUACUGAAUUGUGUUAUUUAUACACAAACACAUAUAUACAAAAAGACAUAUGUAUAUAUCAGAUUGAGAAGGCAAGGAGCUACUAUGGAAGUGCUCCCAGAAUGGGAUUUCUCUCACCUAAAUAUGAAAUCGUUUCACCCAAGGAGUUUACCGUGUACUACUUAGACAAACAUUCAUAACACCCCACGAGCAACAGACCAUCUCAACUGUUGCAAAUGAGCAACGCAUAAGGAAUGCCAUCUGACUUCUGCACUAGCAUUGAAGAACUCGUGUCCCCACACACUCACAGAGCUACACAACUCUUCAACUCUUGGUCAGAAAGUUUUAUUACACAUUUGUUCAGGUUGAUUCUGGCAAUUCUGUGUUUUAGUAGUUCACUGUCCAGUUUUAACAGUGAUCUAGUAAGUGGCAAGCGUUCUAAGAGAUUACUAAACUGGUAACAAGAUGCAACACAGUGCAAAUUGGUUUCAAUUUGGGCACCAGCAAUAGAUAAAAAACAUUAUAUUCAUACAGAGAAGUAUUUUCCAAAAGGGGUCCUUUUUCACAAAACAAAUGAGUUAGCAUCUAAAACACGUGGAAGACAUACAAGAAUUAAAAUCUCUGGAAAAUGUUGUAUAAGCCAGAAAGGAAGCUCUUAAAAUUCUGUUCUACACAACCUCUAUAAAACCAGGUAUUUCAUCAACAUGUAAAUUUAGUAUCAAAUCCCCAGAAAAGACUCUUUAGUAUAUAGUAUACUAUAUACUAAAUACACUAUAAAGUAUUUUAUGCAUCCAGCCCAUGUUGCCAAAUGUCAAUCUGCUAACGUUCAUUUUAUUAAGCUCACACACUUCACCUGAGUAAGGGGAUCUCAACGACCACGCUCAAUGAGUUUUUAAAAUACUGCAGCUCACUUAAAAGGCUGCUGAACUUUUGCAGGUUGGCUUCUUCCCACCUGACAGCUUUGCUCCCAUGUCAGACAGGAGAACUAAGUUGUAUCUGUGGGCUUCUGUUUUGUUAAUUGGAUGAAGAUACCACUCAGAAAACUUUAGACGCAACAAAGAAUGUGGACACACCUGUAUAUGCUAAGCAUCCAUACAUAAAUAUAGGUCAAAUGCUUUGAUCCAUUUAGAAAUAUGUGAACACUCUGAGAUCAAAACUAAACUUUUCUUUAAUUACUCUUAAGCAAGCACAUUGCUUGUGCAAAGCUUCUGCACAUGAAGUAUUUCACCACUACAGUCCAAUACAUGUAUGUAUGAGUGUACAAAUGCACAAGAAACCACAAUGCUCUUGUCUUGACCUAAAUAAACACCACGCAUUGCUAAAAAAAAAAAACAAAAAAAAAAAAACCCAAAAACAAAUCACAAAGAACCCAACCUCCCAAACCCCACCAAAAAGCUCAAAACUAACCACCACCACCAAAGUCCAAUAAGCAAAAUAAAAAGUCAUAUCCUUUGGCUAUAUGAUCAAUGUGAAGUGCUCACCUGAAUAUCUUCAGUUGUUCAAGAACUCAAAAAAGACAAUGAAAUAAAAAAUACAUAGCUACUCCAUACUUCACUAUUAUCCAGGAGGCAAUUCAACGAUACAACCAUUAAAGGACCCAAACAGGGAUACGCUCUGUGACAAGCCUAGCUAUAUAGUACACAGAAUAACAGAAUGCAAUUAUAUCACAUGAUAGAAUGUGUAGCCUCUAUCAUAAAAGAAUUCCUAUCUGUUUGUUACUUGCUAUGUACAGUAGAAAUAUCCCGCUGAAAUUCUAUUCAAAUAUCCUCAAUUCCAAAAUACAUUAGAUUCAAUAAUAAAACCAUACUCCUUUAAAAAUUUAAAACUAGUCAUAUUUGCUAAUAUCUGCAUAUCUGGUUAUGAUAUCUAGUUAUGAAACUUGCUCCAGAAAUGCAUCUAAGAAUCCUCUUGAUUGCUCCUGCUCCUAUAGAAAAAUAAUCAGAUUUCUGAAAAUGUAUAGCGCUCAGAGUAAAGAUUACUAAACUCAUUUUAAUAAUGUAACCUGACUGAUAAAAAAAAAAAGGGUUCCCCAGUUAAUCCACUGUCACCCACCCCACUGUAUCAUCAUUUAGAUAAAUUAAGUUAGCAAUCUCUACUAAAUUUGGGGGAGGGGUUGCUCUUUAGACCGCAUCUGGCGAAUUCCUAAAAUAGUAAGGAGCACAAUAACUCUAAUGUAAGAAAAUCCCACUUUCCUAUAAUUUACUUUUCCUGUUGGAAGUACAAUUAUAUAAAAAUAUUCAUAGUACCAGACAAUCAGCUGUUACAUUCCACAUUAAAGACACAUGAACCUUUUUCCACCUUCUUUACAUUUCAAAAGCAUGAAAGUUUUACAAAUGCAGCAGAUAUAUUAGGACUGAAAUUUGUAACUCCUGAGCUAUCUCUUCAGUUCUCAAAACCUAGCUGGCUGGGCAAACCACUACACAAAGAUUGCACCGUAUAACUAGGAUAUGAUGUGCAGAAAAUAAUAGUAAGAGAAGGACUAAUUAUGCUCAUGUUUAAGGAGGAGCUAGAUAAUGAAAGUAGCUAGACAUGAAAAUGACACAGCGCACUUGUAUAAUCUACAAGGAUAAUUGAGUACAUAACUGCAAAAGUUUUUUUUAGCCAACAACCUAUAAUUUGGUCCUUGUAUUUUUAUUGAUCUUUUCCAUACUUUCAUUUUGCCUCCCUGAUACGCAAAAAGACAACGCAAAAUUAAGAGUGACAUCCUGUUAAAUAUUCUCAACCGAUUUGCUGAAGAUAGCACUGCUGGUUUUUACUGCUGUUGGAAGCAGAUCAGUAUUUUUCACUGGAUAUUAAAGAUGCAGAUAUAUGUUCAUGUGCUAUGCCUUUAACUGUCAUUAAGACUCAGGUCGUAAUUCUGAAGUGUAAUUAAAUAAAUGUGCAGGGAUCAGGGAGAAUAAAUCUAUCCCUCCAACAUACGAUACUGCACACAUGAGCACAGCAUCUCAUCCUCUAAAUACAGGCCAACAUUCCUCACUUGGGUAGCUCCAUGAAAGCCCAUGACUAUCGUCUUGCACCAAGCACUGUCUCAACUUGUCACCCACGUAAGCUCUUUUCCAACCUCAGCAUUGGGCAUUGCCUUAAGGCAUAGAGUACACUACUGCGUACCAUGUACAGCUCUACUGAAAACUUGCAUAAACCUUCUAGACACUCGUAAUCUGCAACAUAAGAAAGACGACGCUAAGACAAGAGUUGAGAUGGCCAGAGGGCCAAGUUCAUCACAACUUUAAGGUCCUUGGGUUGAAAAUGCUAAAGAAAUGUUACACUUUAAAAAAAAUUAAGCAGUUUCGUAUCUGAUAGUUUAGGAUGGUCAGAAUUCAUAUUCCUUUUAAGGCAAACAACAUCUGAAGCAGUUUUUCCUAUCUGUUCCCUUUUCUCCUGCUGUCACAGUCUUUAUUGCUGUAACAAGGGAGCAGCUGCACCCAAGAUGGGCUCUUGUUCUCACUUCACCAGAUGACUAAUUAAUUUUUUCUUUGAGUCUGCUCUGCCACUAUAAGCAACUGCGCAAUGCAGGUGGUUGAGAGAAGGACUUAUUUUUAGCUGUGUCAGAUAAGACUAACCAUCCAACUAAUCACUUGCACUUUGGCUGAAACAUAUGGCAAGCUUCACAGCAAAGUCUGAAAAAUAGGUGUAAGUUGAA
Falco peregrinus (peregrine falcon) is the source of this 10125-nucleotide messenger RNA. Its product is annotated as fibronectin type III domain-containing protein 9-like. The transcript has 2 exons. NCBI's taxonomy places the organism in Eukaryota, Metazoa, Chordata, Aves, Falconiformes, Falconidae. The record is from RefSeq and is a predicted model, not a curated record. Gene Ontology annotation, molecular function: protein binding. The coding region runs from base 3740 to 4411 and encodes 223 amino acids.